This is a messenger RNA of Rhinichthys klamathensis goyatoka, 2359 nucleotides long. It is a transcript of the gene pdia5, whose product is annotated as protein disulfide isomerase family A, member 5. Gene Ontology annotation, cellular component: endoplasmic reticulum. The transcript has 17 exons. Gene Ontology annotation, biological process: protein folding. Gene Ontology annotation, molecular function: protein disulfide isomerase activity. The record is from RefSeq and is a predicted model, not a curated record. The coding region runs from base 51 to 1676 and encodes 541 amino acids. Lineage: Eukaryota; Metazoa; Chordata; Actinopteri; Cypriniformes; Leuciscidae.
GAAACUACAUUUCCUAAGAAGCCCUGCGUUCUCCAGGGAUUUGAAGGAAUAUGGAUUGCGCUUGCGUGGCCAGACGUGGCAGCGGCAUCAUGGCUUCUUGGAACCGAUACGGGAGACGUAGGAGACUGGUCGAAAUGUUCUUAUUCUUGUCAUUGGUCGCAGUGUCAUCCGCCCUGCAGGCAGCGAAGGUGUCUCCACUCAUAGAGAAAGUCAAUGACCACAAGGAUUUCAAGAAACUUCUGAGGACCAGAACUAAUGUUCUUGUUUUAUACACCAAGUCAGCUUCGUCUGGAGAUUCUCAUCUAAAGCUGCUGUCUGAUGUGGCUCAGGCCGUGAAAGGUCAGGGUACCAUCGCCUGGGUGAAUUGUGGGGAUUCAGAAGGCCGCAAACUCUGCAAAAAAGUCAAGGUAGAUCCCAGCUCAAAAACCAAAGGAGUCGAGGUCCUGCAUUACAAGGAUGGGACCUUCCACACGGAAUACAACAGACCAUCCACAUUUAAGUCCAUGGUGGCUUUCCUGAAAGACCCUGCAGGUGCCCCCCUGUGGGAGGAGAACCCUGAGGCUAAAGAUGUUGUUCACAUAGAGUCAGAGAAGGAUUUCCGGAAACUGCUGAAAAAAGAGGAGCGGCCCACCCUCAUGAUGUUUUACGCCCCAUGGUGUGGUGUAUGUAAAAGGAUGCAGCCCAUUUUCCAGCAAACAGCCACUGAGACAAAAGGAAAAUAUGUGUUGGCUGGGAUGAACGUGCACCCGGCGGAGUUUGACGGGCUCAAACAGGAGUUCAGCGUCAAGGGCUACCCAACCUUCUGCUACUUUGAGAAGGGGAAAUUCUUGCAUCACUAUGAGAAUUAUGGAGCCACCUCCAAAGACAUCGCUGAUUGGUUGAAAAACCCUCAGCCUCCACAGCCUAAAACUCCAGAGGUGCCCUGGUCAGAGUCCAGCUCAGCGGUCUUCCAUCUGACCGAUGAUUCUUUUGACACGUUCCUGCAGGAGCAUCCUUCAGCCUUGGUCAUGUUCUACGCUCCCUGGUGUGGCCACUGUAAGAAGAUGAAGCCAGAGUAUGAUGAAGCUGCUGAGAUCCUCAACAAAGACCCAGAUAGCCCAGGUGCUUUGGCAGCAGUGGAUGCCACCAUUCACAAGUCCAUCGGAGAGCGGUUUAAAAUCUCAGGCUUCCCCACAGUGAAGUACUUUGAAAAGGGCGAGGAGAAGUACACGCUUCCUCAACUUCGGAGCAAAGACAAGAUCAUCGAGUGGCUGCAGAAUCCCCAGGCCCCACCUCCUCCAGAGAAGUCGUGGGAGGAGAUGCCGUCCAGCGUGAGCCACCUGGGAGCCGAGGAUUUCAGGGAAUCUCUGAAAAAGAAGAAACACGCCUUGGUCAUGUUCUAUGCUCCAUGGUGUCCACACUGCAAGAAUGCCGUCCCUCAUUUCACCACAGCGGCCGAGCUGUUCAAAGAGGACCGCAAGAUUGCAUAUGCUGCGGUGGACUGCACAAAGGGACAAAACCAUGAGUUGUGUAAACAGGAAGGAGUUGAGGGCUACCCAACAUUCAACUAUUACAACUAUGGGAAGUUCAGCGAGAAAUACAAUGGGGAAAGAGGGGAAGCUGGCUUUACUGGUUUCAUGAGAAGUCUCAGGGGCCGGGACCAAGAGAAAGUGGGCAAGCGGAAGGAGGAGCUCUAAUAGUGUGGGCGUGGUUCCUGUAGAUGGGAGGAGCCUAUCAUUGCACUGUGACUUGGGCAGGGACAUCCCAGCACUGACGCCACAGACUUGAAACCUCAGCUUAAAAGGCUAUUUUUUUAUACAGCUGUGCCCUUAUGUUUAUAAUACCAAUGUAUGACCAUCAGACCACUUCAGAUAAUUUUGCUUUGUUUUGUUUCGUUUUUUUUAUGUCCUCUGACAUUUUGUGAAAUUGUUUCCAAAUACUGUGACUUACGUUACUGAAAUCCACACCUGAAAUCUAUGCAACACUGGGCCCUCACUCGCCAGAGUCCCGUACGUGUGACGGGUGGCUGGUGUUUAUUGGGGAAAACCAGUUUUCGACAGGAUACUUUGCCAUCACUCCCAUUCCAGCUAGGAGGAAUAAUGUGUACAAUCGUAUCUGCAAAUAUUUUUGUAAAAAAGGAAAAAGGAAAAAAAUGCCGUAUGACAUCAUCAAAAAAAAUAUGGAGAAAGUUGUUGUAGCUGAACUUUGUGGCCUUAAAUGUUUGAAUAACUGUCGUCCAAAUAUUUUACUAUUUUCGAGAAAUACAGUACUAGGGCCAAAAUACAAGGACAUGUAUUGAAGUAUUUUUUCCCCUCGUUUUAUUGUCAGCUGUGACAGAAUAAAAUGAUGUAACAAAACUGGAAAUGCCAAACAAAGAAAA